AAGUUUAAGAUGAUAGUAAAUCCCUAAAAGUGCCUUUAGGACAGUUUUCUCAAUACGUGAUUCGCCGCGUUUUAUUGGUAUGACCACUACAUUGAUUGAUUAUCGACGUAGGACUGGUCCAAUAUGAAGUAAACAUUCCAGAAGAUGAUUGGUUUGACAGGUCCGACUUCUGUGCAGUGUUUGUAACACAAGUGGAUUUUUGAACCUAUAUGUGUUUGUUAAAACUACAAAACAAGAUAGGUUGACAUGAAUAUGGUGCUAUGGGACAUCAAGCAUGAGUUAAUAUUUCACAAGCAUGUCUUUUCAGCGGCCCCGACCAAAGCUACGUAUAAAUGCAGCGAGCAGAUGUCCAGGUCCAGACCCCAACAGCUUGUUGAAGGAGAACCAGAAACUCCACUCUGAGAUCAAGGAUCUGGAAAAUGCAUUGCAGCUCCACCAUGACCUUAAGGUCAAAGAGGACAAUACCAUACAAGGAAUGCUGAGAAAGGAAAUUGGUGGCACAAGAUGGCAGCAUGGUGGCAGUGGAAAGCUUAAGGGUUACAAGUCAACAAGUGACUUGAAGGAGCCUCUUGGCCUCACUCCUAUGGCAGCAGCUCAGAGAAGGAGGAAAGCCAGAGAACAGAACAUGGCUCACAGACCUGGAGUUGGUGCUGGUGGACCUUCACUGGGCCAUCAAGACGACUCAUCUUCUGCUGAUGAGUUACCUCCAGACAUUCCAAAAUACAAUGACAAACGUAACAGAAGAUACACUCCAGGAUCCAAGCGACCAAGAAAAACCAGAAGUGCCACAAAUUCUAAAGAUUCCUCAGUGAUGUUGACAUCAACAAGUGAAGCGAACAUUCAGGGAGAUCUCUUUCCUACAGAUCCAUUGAAAAUUGACAAUUUGAAGUACAAGGUUCUAGAAAAGAUUGGAGCUGGUGUGAUCAAGAGGCCUUCGCGCCAUUCUGCUAAAUCUGAUAAUGAUGUAAACCCAGAAUCUCAUUUGAAAAGUGAGCCUAGUUCAUUUAAACCAUCUACUCAUAGAUCAACAUUGUCUUCUAAACAGCAACGUCAAGGUUAUAUAAAUAUCUCAUCAGAAGCAGCUGAUAAAAAUAGUGUUAGUCUGCAGAGAAAGCAUGUCUCAACAAAAACGUCCACAACUAAAACCAGAAAGGAGCCUGUACAAGAGAACCUUCUUGUGAGUGAAAACUGUGAUAAAGAAAAUAAUACAAUCUGUCCCACUGAGGAGAUUGCAAGAGUUCAGACGUCAAGAGAAAUUCCAACAAGUGACUACAGCUCAGAUGUUGAGCAUUGCCCUGACAAAGUGGAGGAGUUUGGCCCUUUUAGUGGCCUUAGUUCAGAUACAUUUUCUCAUAUAAACAACGAAUCCAAUUGUACUACAGGUAAAAACGCAUCAAAAAACUGUUCCGAGUAUGUUUCUAUGAAGAGUCACAAGUGUUUAUCAGAUGAUGCUGAUGACACACCAGUUUUAGGCAUCAUAUCUUUAUUACCUCCCAACUCUACUAGUCAUUUUUCUGAAAAAAAUCUCCCACAUGUUUACAAUUUGAAAACCAAAGAACAGAUAAAAUCUGACCAUGCAGUGGAAGCUUGGUUAAGAAAUAUUGGUCUCAGAAACUGUGAUAAAUAUGUUGAGAUUUUUGCCAGACAUGAAAUUGAUAUGAGUGGUUUAAAAUAUUUAACUAUGGAGUUGCUGAACCAAAUGGGGAUAACAGCUGUGGGUCCAGUUAACAAAAUAUUGAUGGCUAUUCUUAAUCUAGAGGAGACUUCACAGACCCGGGGGUCACACAGAGAAAUUCUUGGUUCACAGACACAAACUCCUGUUUCUCAUACGCAAACCCAUGGUUCACACACAGAAACGUCUGGUUCGCUGUUACAAACUCCUUGUCUGAUGUCAGGAGAUACCAGCAAUGUAAUACCUCACGGUUCAGCUGCACACAGACAUUUUUCACACUCUCCAAUGCUGUCUCCAAAAGUGGAAGAAUGUAUUCCAGAAUUCACAAGUCAUCUCAUGAAAAAAUAUGAAAGUAUGGACGUGCUGAAUCGCAAAGUGAAUGUUGCAUCUGAAUUACAUGAAUCUGAUAACGUUGAGGAGAAGAAUCUAAAAGAUACAUACACCAUCCAGUCAGAAAUGAGAAGACCAAAGUCAACUGCUCUUAUGACAAAACGAAGGUCAUCAGAAUCUGAUAAUGUCGAGGAGAAGAAUCUCAAUCUAAAAAAUACGUACAUCGUCCAGUCAGAAACGAGAAGACCAAAGUCAAAGACUCUGAUGACAAAAAGAAGUGCAUCAGCAUCGAGGAUUGUGGCUGAUGAUAAAGCAGUCAGUAAACCAAGGAUGCAGUCGCGGAGUGCUAACGUCUCCACUGCAAGGCAGAGAGAGAUUCUCAGAGCCAAUAAGGAAGGAAAGAAGGAGAAGGUACAAACAUCAGGAGAGACGUCUGUGACAUCCAGGUCCAAUAUUCCCAACAGACUGAUAGCAGACGUUGUUCAAAAGAAGGCUGAAAUAGGUAUUUGUCUGGCAGCACAUAAGAUAGAGAACCGGCAGAAGCAAGAACAGGAUGAGCGGAACCUGCAGCUGAAACUGAUAAAAAAGAGAAAGCAAAAGCGAGAUGAAUUGGCAGCAAAACACCAAGACAGAAAAAUAGAAGUGAAACAAGAAACAGAAAGUGCAACUUCAUCAACCCGGCCACUGAGUAUAGCUGCUUUGGCAACCCACGACUUGAUGUCAAGCACUGAGUCCGAAGAAGCUCCUCUCAAAAUAGUCCUUACCAACAAACAAAGUCAAGACAUUUCACCAGAGCCUUCCCGAGAUCUGAUGACAGAAGGCCGACCCCGGCCUUCCACAGCCAUGCCCCGCAGUGAGAGAAAACUAGAUGGGUUACUAACAACAGAGGAGAAAUCUUUGUCUGCGCGAGAGAGGCUGAAGCACGUGGAUCUCACAUUGCAGGUGUUUAAGAGUCAAACCAACAUUCAUCAAAGGCUUACUCUGGGUAUGGUGAAGGAUCUUCAAAAACAGCUCGAGGAAAUAGAAAAAGAAAUAACUAACACGGAUGGAAGUUCAGAGUAUUCCUCUAAUGUAGAACCUCAAAAGCCAGACCCUGUGAAGUCAACCCACAUAGAUCUGUUGAAGUUAAGCUCUGAGAGAACACUUGCUUUAGGUGACGGAGCUCAACAGAAGGACCAGACUACCAGAGGAAGCAAGAACGCGGGGGAUGGGAAGAAAGUGGAUCACUCAUCUGGAAGUGUGAUGAUCAUAUCGAGAAGCAAGAGAGCUCUGCUUGAUGAAAUACGCAAGGAGAAAGAUGAACAUCGAAAGCAAAUCAGACAUCUCCAAUCUGAACUGAGUAGACUUCAGCACAAAGACCCUGUAAGGAAAUCUGAGCUUGAUGCCAAAGAUAUUAUAUUUAAUGACAAAGAUCUUAUUGGUGAAGGAGCCUUUUCACAGGUGUUUAGGGGAAGUUUUCAAGCAGCUGAGGUUGCAAUCAAAAGACUUAAAGUUCCUUUGUCAUCCCAAGACAGAAAUUAUUUUGCUGCUGAAGUGAGUCUCCUGCGAGAACUUCACCACCCACGCAUUGUCAUGUUGAUUGGGGUGUGCACGUCACGGAAACUACCAAUCAUGGUGCUCGAGUAUUUGUCAAAGGGAAACCUCUUUGCCAUUCUGCAUGAUUCGACCAGGGAGAUGUUUGACCAUGCUGAGUACUACCAGAUAGCGCGAGACAUUGCGUCUGGGAUGAUGUAUCUACACAACCAGCGCCCUGCUGUGCUGCACCUCGACCUCAAGUCCAUGAAUGUACUCAUCGGUAUCGGCAACAGAGCAAAAAUUGCUGACUUUGGAUUCUCAAAGCUUAAACAUGAAGCUAGCGUAAAGGCGGCAAAGGCUGACAAAGGCCGACAGAUCCAAGGGUCUCCAGCAUGGAUGGCUCCGGAGAUGGUCCAGGGGGGCGAGGUCACGGUGAAAACCGACGUCUACAGCUUCGCGGUCAUCCUAUGGGAGAUGCUGACUAGACAGGUUCCAUACGAACACUGUUCAACGUUUCAGAUUCUUGAGAAGGUGCGGCAUGGAAACCGGCCUCCAAUACCGACAGACUGUCCUCAGGAGUUGUCGGAGUUCAUUCAGAAGUGCUGGGAUAGUCAACCAAGCAGACGACCAACUUUCAAGGAUGUACUGGUAUCGUUGGAGAAUCUUUCCUUCCCUCCUGACUGGAGAGCUCUGUUCCAGCAAGCCGGUGUUCCAAGUGAGGCUCUAGAAAACCUGCAGUCGACUCGCAACAUCAUCUCCCUUGUAACAUCCACACUGGAGUCCUCCAAGCUGCAGAAGAUCAUUGAUGACUCGCAAUCAACCGAUCACCUGGAAUCAUCGGCUAGCAUCACCGAUGAAACGGAGGAAUCUACUGAACACAGUAAUGGUGAUGAACCUGAAGGGAAACUAAAACUUUCACUUGAUGAGAUGAGUGACGACAGCCUAGAGAAUAUUAAUACAAACAAGCCAUUAAAUGUAGAAAUGCCUGUAGUGUCACGACCAACACCAGUACCAGUUACAUUAAAAUCUGAGGAUCAGGAAAGAUCCAAGCAGAUUAAGCCAUCUCAGAUGAAGUAUCUUGAACCUCCAUCAGUUUCAGCUCCUUGUGGUAAAACCAGCAUGUUAUCUCCCAAACUGAAUGAAGGCAAAAAAGAUGCAACCACAUCAUCCAGAAAGAGUUUCGAGGCGUGGACAGAGGAAAAUAGUGACAGAUUAUCAGAUGAAAAAACUGACCUACAUACCAUUCAAGCUGCACCUCCCCCUCCCCCUCCCCCACCACCACCACCACCGCUUCCUCCAACUUCAGCAGGGAUAGAAAGGAAACAGUUGAAAUCACCAGAGAAAGUAAAAUCGGCAGAGAAAGUGAAAUCACAAACAAAGAGUAAGGUAACAGGUCAGAUGCUGAAAGAAAAGUCAUUGGGUUUAAAGAAACUUGCAGCAAAGACUAAAGAUGUUAAACGGAAUGGUGUGAAAGUGAAACAGUCUGGCAAGCCAGUUCACAACGGUUCAUUUGUACUGGCAGCGUCCGAGCUGCAGAAACAGAGAAGUCAACUCAAGUCGACCACCUGUCCUCAUCCAAACCAACUCCAAGAUCUCAACAUGGUCAGCAAGAAAGAUCUCUACAGCAUCGCAGAAAUUCUCAAACAUGCGAUGUCAGAAAGAAGAUUUGCGUUGGGAGAAGUACGAACCAGCAUGGAUACGGACGUCAGCCAGUCACAGGCAGAGCUCAGCUGGUCCACUCAGGAUGACUGAUCGUCAUGUUUCUUGUAGUUAAUAUUUCUAAAAGCUGGUUAUGAGGAAAGUACAGAAGCCUCUUGUCCAAACCAACAUCUGUGGCUUUCGGGACGUUUAGGGCCAGGUGCAUGUUCGGCCGUAGACGUUUCAGCCUCUGUUAAUUUUGGCCCCAUAAUGCUAUUCGUUUUGUUCCCAGUCAAACACAUCUAAGUGUGUUUAAGUGUAAAAAGACCAUACAGAUGUAAGCAAACAAUUUAUAUUAGCGGCCAUUUUACUAUAUUAGAAAUUAAAAAGAAACGUUUCUUUGUUAGGUAUUACCGGUAACAUGCUUAUAUCCCAAUUAUUAUCUUAUUUUCCAGAGCAUUAUAUUUAUCUUAACAUUACUGACAUUAAACAUAACUUAACCCACAAUUAAUUUGCCAAUUGUUUGAUAAUGAAUUAAGAAGCCAUUUAGCAUGUUAAGAGUAAUCAUGUGUUUUUAAAACAAUGGGUUACCAGCAUCAAGGUAAUGACGAUUAAAAAAAGUUGUAUAAUAAAUGUAUUGAACUCUUUUUUUCUUUUUUAAAGUUGUUCUGGAUAUGCCAACUACAUAAUUAUAUACAUUAUUUACCAAUUACAAACAAUAAAACUUUAAAUAUUGCAUAUGGGGCCAAAACGACCCGAUACCCAUCUGUGUCAUCCAGAUUUCUAUGUAAACUGGCAUGAUCACAGAGUUCCAUUCAGUGGCAAUAGCUUGGGUGUCGUCUGUCUAAUCCAGACUGCAAAUGUUCGAAGGUAACUUAGUGCUACAAUAUUGUAAAACCAUUGUAGGUUGUGACAUCACUACAACAAGUGCCAUAUAAUGACAUUAUAGCCUAUGAUGGUUUUACGAUAUCGUAGGGCCAAGAUAGCUUCAAGAAUCUGGGCACAGCACAUUUUGUCAGUUCCUUUUGAAUCUGAUUAAGACAGAGUCCACUGUAUACUAGUUAUAGUCCAGAAUGUUUUUUUAAAUUUUCAAGCACUGCUGAACACUGAUAUUUAAUCAAGUUAUUUCAAAGAUCAAAAGUAUUUUAAUAGAAUUCUUUAAUUAAAUUAUAGGUAGGUCAAGGGUAAUCAUGUGUGAUAGCUGAUGAAAGAUGUUAAAAAAAUAUUGAAAUUUCUCAAUAAUUACUUUUAGUCAAUUACACAAACUAAAGUUUGUUUGGCCAGUUUCCUCUCCUAUAUCCGGUAUUGUGUUUAUCUAUGUAGUUAUCACCUGAAGAUUGGUAUAUUUUGUGAUUAGUGGUGCACUCAUAAUGACAGGGUUUUAAAAUGAGAACAAUUAUUGUUUGACAUCCAAGUACAUGUACUUUGUUAAGUAGCUACCUGUACAGUUAACUUAGUGCUUAAAAACUUGCCUGUUGUAGGCCUAUCGUCUUCUAGAUAUUUUGCCUUGUUCAGCAGUCAUGUUUGACAAUCACAAGCAAAGUAUUGCUGCAUUUAUAUUUAUUAAGAAGCUCUUAAAUAUUAGAGUAUCUAGAGGAGACCUGGCCUUGUGCUUAUAAAACGUUUAGAGUCUAGACUCGAGACUCUAAUAGAGUCUGAGACACUUAAUGUCAUGACAACGCCAUACAAAUUGUAUGUGUGUGACGUCAUUUGAGAUUGAGUCUAGACUCUAAAAGUUUUAUAAGCACGGGCCCUGAUUGUUUUGUGUGUGACAGAUAUAUUUACUAAACGAAAUAUUGGAUUAUAUAUUACAGAAUUGUUUAGUCCUAAUACAUUCCAGUGCAUUCAUUAGUAUUAAAAAAAAAAUCCAUGCGUUUUUCUGUGGAUAGUUUUCAUUUCAUAGGAAACUUUUGUUUCUUUUUAUUGUUCCGUCCAGUUGUUUGUUACUAGCUGUUAUAUUUUACCAGUCUCACCAUAUAUGCAUAUACACAUGUAGUGCCAUAUAUAUUUAUCACUUUUAUUAUGCUAUAGUGAUUUGUUUUACAUAUCACACCAAUGACAUGUUUAGGAAAGUGAGUGCCUGCAAACAACUUGAAUGGUGUCUAUCCUGUCCUAUCCAACAAGUAUGCAAAAACUAGUCGAGUGAGUGACAGCGAGCACUUACCUUUAUGAACAUGCCUCAGGGUUUACUUUAGUCAAUAUCAGAAAUAUGUAUGGAAGUAUAUAUAUCUUCUCGAUAUAAAGUUUUGAAAAUGGGGCAUCCUAUAAAAAAAAUUAUGAGUCAGAUAAUUUAUUUUAGGCAUAUGUAUAUACUUAUUGGCUAAUGAGUAGGUAAUAUUUUAUGUACCUGCAUGUAAAUUCAGUUAUUCUCAUCACCUAUAUGUUAUAUGGAUUAAAACCUAUUGUGAAAUCACUUCUUUUUUUAUGAUGGUCUAAUUUUUGUGGACUAGUGUAGUGAACAAAUUUAAAAAUACAACGAAAAUAUAAUAUAUGUACACAUAUAAUACAAAUUAUGAUACUACCUUUUUGAGCCAUGAAUUUAAGUACCCAAUGGAAUGUGAAUUUGAGCUAAACCAUGAAAUGUAAUCCCCGAAAAUGAUUUCACAGUAAUUAAAUUUUUAGGCACAUGGACUUAAGCAAUUUUAUUAUUGUUUUUAUUGUGAGUGGAGAACAAUGCAGAGAUUUAGAAGAGGGGCAUGUCUACAUAUCUGACCAUGCAUUGUCACUUUCAGAAGUAAAGUUUGUUUUAUUUAACAACGUCACUAGAGCACAUUGAUUUUUUAUCUUAUCAUCGGCUAUUGGACGUCAAACAUAUGGUAAUUUUGACACUAUUUUCAGAGGAAACCCGCUGUC
This is a messenger RNA of Gigantopelta aegis, 8008 nucleotides long. RefSeq lists its product as uncharacterized. The record is from RefSeq and is a predicted model, not a curated record. NCBI's taxonomy places the organism in Eukaryota, Metazoa, Mollusca, Gastropoda, Neomphalida, Peltospiridae. The transcript is spliced from 16 exons. Gene Ontology annotation, molecular function: protein kinase activity; ATP binding; protein binding. Gene Ontology annotation, biological process: protein phosphorylation. The coding region runs from base 296 to 5269 and encodes 1657 amino acids.